Clarias gariepinus (North African catfish) is the source of this 2424-nucleotide messenger RNA. Its product is annotated as protocadherin alpha-3-like. Lineage: Eukaryota; Metazoa; Chordata; Actinopteri; Siluriformes; Clariidae. Gene Ontology annotation, molecular function: calcium ion binding. Gene Ontology annotation, cellular component: plasma membrane. Gene Ontology annotation, biological process: homophilic cell-cell adhesion. The record is from RefSeq and is a predicted model, not a curated record. Bases 1 to 2424 code for a protein of 807 amino acids. The transcript has a single exon.
AUGUCUGUAUUUAGACGUGGAUCGAUUGCUGCGUGUAUUGUGCUUGUUCUGUUUGACUGUUUCUGGGAAGCAGUUACUGGGCAGCAGUUCUCCUACUCAGUGUCAGAAGAGUCGAAAACCGGGACAACAGUCGGAAAUAUUGCAAAGGAUUUAAACAUUAAUGUUCAGGAACUGGAGUCACGAAUGUUUCAAAUUCUCGCCGGAUCAGAGAAAAAAUAUUUUGAGGUAAAUUUUAGAACUGGAUUUCUUUACGUGAAUGAAAAAAUUGACAGGGAAACGCUUUGUGCUAAAACGAGCAAAUGUACCGUCAGUGUGGAAGCUGUUAUUAACAACCCUUUAAAGAUUUAUCGAAUUGAAAUUAAUAUUUUGGAUGUUAAUGAUAAUGCUCCAACAUUCAGUGAACAAUCACACACGCUCGACAUUGCAGAGAGUUCACUUCCUGGUGUCAGACUGCCUUUGCCUCGGGCCACCGACAUAGAUGUUAGUAAAAAUUCAGUAAGUACGUACAAGCUAAGUUCAAAUGAAUAUUUUACCCUAUCGAUGUCCAAAGGAGCAGAGCAGAGCGCAUCUGCAGAAUUAGUACUGCAGAAAGCUUUGGACAGAGAGAAAGAGCCUGUGAUUCUUCUGACAUUAACCGCUGUCGAUGGUGGAAGCCCUCCAAAAUCCGGAACAUCUCAAAUAAUAAUUAAUGUUUUAGAUGUAAAUGAUAAUGCCCCAGUAUUUAGUAGGCCACUUUACAAAACAACUAUUUCUGAAAAUGUCCCGGUUGGCACAACAGUUGUCAUAUUAAAUGCGACAGACGCUGAUGAAGGAAUGAAUCGUGAGAUUAUUUAUUCUAUAAAUAAAAGAGACCAGGACAAAAUUUUAGAGAUUUUUGUCAUUGAGCCGUAUUCUGGAGCCAUAACAGUGAAGGGCAAAGUAGAUUUCGAGGAAGACGUUGCUUUUGAAAUUCAUGCUCAAGCCAGUGAUAAAGGACAGCCUCCAAUGGCUUCACACUGCAAAGUUCUGAUCGAGGUGCUGGAUCAAAACGACAACGCACCUGAAAUAAGAGUAACGCCGCUGCUUCGUACUGUAAAGGAAGACGCUGAAAUCGGUACUGCCAUUGCACUUGUAUCAGUGACUGAUCGGGACAGUGGUAAAAAUGGCUUGGUGAAUUGUAUUGUCUUAAACAAAACUCCAUUUAAACUUGAGACUAACUACAAAAAUUACUAUUCUCUAUCAGUCAAUGGCCCUCUAGACAGAGAAAGUCGCUCUCAGUAUAACAUUACUAUUAGGGCUACUGAUGAAGGGACUCCUUCUCUCAGCAGCACCACUAUAAUUACUAUACAAGUUUCUGAUGUAAAUGAUAACGCACCACUGUUUCUAGAGGACACCAUUAAUGUUUAUGUAAAAGAGAACAGCCAGGUUGGAGUUGUUAUUGAAACAUUGUCUGCAUUUGAUGCUGACAUUUAUGAAAAUUCACAGAUUACUUACUCUGUUUUAGAAAAGAAUAAUAACCGAAUACUUUUAUCUACGUUGGUUAAUAUAAAUUCAGUUACAGGAAAUAUUAAAACUUUAAAAUCUUUUAACUACGAAGAAAUGAAAACAUUGCAGUUUAAAGUUCAGGCCACAGAUUCUGGUGUUCCUCCAUUGAGCAGUAACGUGACUGUGAAUGUUUUUAUCCUGGAUGAGAAUGACAACAGUCCCGAGAUUCUUUCUCCCUAUUCUGAACAUGGCUCUCUUCACACUGAGAACAUUCCAUAUUCUGCUGAAGCAGGCUACUUUGUGGCCAAGAUCAGAGCUGUGGACUCCGAUUCUGGAUAUAAUGCACUGCUAUCUUAUCACAUCUCUGAACCCAAAGGAAACAAUCUCUUCCGAAUCGGAACCAGCACCGGGGAGAUCAGGACUAAAAGAAGAAUGAGUGACAAUGACCUGAAAACUCACCCGCUUGUCAUUUUGGUUUCUGAUAGUGGAGAACCCUCCCUGUCAACUACUGUUUCUAUUGAUGUUGUGGUUGUUGAGAGCACAGAUGAAAUAAAAACUCGGUUCAAACAUGCACCAAUAAAGGAUGACAGUUUCUCGGAUUUAAACAUCUAUUUGCUGAUCGCCAUUGUGGCAGUUUCGGUGAUAUUUUUUCUGAGUCUGAUCAGCUUAAUAGCUGUAAAAUGCUGCAGGACAGAUGGCAGUUUCAGCAGAUAUAGUGCCCCAGUGAUCACCACGCAUCCUGAUGGAAGCUGGUCUUACUCCAAAUCUACUCAACAAUAUGAUGUGUGUUUUAGCUCGGACACACUGAAGAGUGACGUAGUGGUUUUCCCUGCAACCUUUCCGCCUGCAGAUGCUGAAUUGAUCAGUAUAAAUGGAGGAGACACCUUUAACAGAACGCAAACACUUCCAAAUAAAGAGAAGGUAGGAAAUGCGCUAUACUGUUCUCCAGUCUUCAUAUGA